Trichoplusia ni (cabbage looper) is the source of this 1180-nucleotide messenger RNA. RefSeq names its product cytoplasmic dynein 2 light intermediate chain 1-like. Gene Ontology annotation, cellular component: ciliary basal body; cytoplasmic dynein complex; axoneme. The transcript is spliced from 5 exons. Gene Ontology annotation, biological process: intraciliary transport involved in cilium assembly; intraciliary retrograde transport. The record is from RefSeq and is a predicted model, not a curated record. The coding region runs from base 235 to 1134 and encodes 299 amino acids. Gene Ontology annotation, molecular function: GTP binding; dynein heavy chain binding; GTPase activity. Lineage: Eukaryota; Metazoa; Arthropoda; Insecta; Lepidoptera; Noctuidae.
ACAAUAAUUGUUUUUGACCACCCGUUGCUUGGUUACCAUUAGGUACCAACUUUAAUUCCAGAAAACAUAACAUUUUAUAUUAAAAUGUAUUCCCUAAUGUUAAGCUUGAAAUAAAUCUUCAUUUGCAACAUAUUUGAAAGAUAAUUCUACAGUUGAUAACAAAUAUUGAUUAUUUGAACAGUGGUACAAUCCUUAUGUAUCCAGGAACCGAAAGCAUAAUAAUAAGUUGAAACGAUGCUUUCAAUACCAGAAAUUGCCUCACAGUUAAUUGAGAAAUCACAAAAUGAUGACAAUGAUAGCAGCUCCAGAACAAUUUUUGUUGUAGGAAGCAAAUCUGUAGGAAAAUCUACGCUGCUUUAUUCUUUUUUGGAAAAGAAUGACCCUCCUCGUGAAACUCUAGUGGUAGAAUACUCGUUUGGAAGAAAAUCUAAUCAAAAACAAGGAAUUGAUAAAAUCUUGUGUCAUAUUUGGGAAUAUGGUGGAAAAUUGGAAACUUUGAAUAAUAUUUUGUUGUCUACGCCGAUACGCGGAAAAUAUUAUUUCUGCGUUAUUGUAGACUUAUCUAAAAUAAAAUGUAUCUGGGAAACUUUAGACACCUGUACUCGUGCCAUGAACGAUGUCUAUUCAACAUCACCAGACCAUCCUGAGUUGAUCAUAAUUGGCGGAAAAUAUGACAUCUUUAAAAAUUAUGACAGUGAAAUAAAGAAAAUGAUCUGUACAACUCUAAGAAGCAUAGCACUGCUUCAUAAAGCUCACAUGUUAUUCUAUUCAUCUAAAGAACCGCAACUUCUAAGACGAGCGAAAGAUAUGUUGUACAAUAUAAGCUUUGGGAACUCUGUUCCAGUCAAAGAGAAGAAUACAAACUACACAAAGCCGUUAUUCAUUCCUAAAGGUUCAGAUACUUGGGAAAGCAUUGGGGUCCCACCUUCUACUCUGGAGCAAGUAAAAAAUCGCCAUAUUACUCGAAUACCUCCAGCUCCAGCCACGAGUGAAACAAAUUCCUCAACGUUAGCGCAGCUCCAUGUCCACCCUGAACCUAGUCUUGAUUCGCUGAUAGCUCUCAAAUACGCUGAACUACGCAAUAUGGAAUCACUAGAUAUUCCAGUAGAAUACUUACUAUCAAUAAGCAAAUAAAAUGUAUAAUAUACAUAUAAAGUUCUUUUUUAUAUCUACGCCUUUC